This is a messenger RNA of Laccaria bicolor S238N-H82, 405 nucleotides long. RefSeq lists its product as uncharacterized. Lineage: Eukaryota; Fungi; Basidiomycota; Agaricomycetes; Agaricales; Hydnangiaceae. The transcript is spliced from 3 exons. The coding region runs from base 1 to 405 and encodes 134 amino acids. The record is from RefSeq and is a predicted model, not a curated record.
AUGUACUCUAAUUCCAUUUCAUCAAGUACAAAUUGCUUGCCUGUUCCCGGUGAGGGUGCAGCUAAUAUACCUGCUGCUUUUGUUAGCGCAAUCAAUUGUAACUCUAAACCAAUCAUCCAAAGUAAGAUUGAUCGAAGGUCUUCAGCAAGGAGGUUCAUGGAUGCUACUAGUAGACCUCAUUCAAGUAACUACGGGGAAUGGGAGCAACCCGUGAAGACUGAAGUAAAGAAUGAGCAGGAUUACAAGCAAGGAGAGCACGACAAUUCGUUCCAGCUUAGCACCAUCUUCUGGAACAAUAAGGAGGCUCAGGAUCUACCUUUCCAAGCAGAGCCUUUUACCACGAUGGCAGGACUUAUCUCUAGACUCCUCGACUCCGCUACUGUCAAUAAUGCCCUGUUCUCUUAA